Messenger RNA from Camelina sativa (false flax), 1107 nucleotides. The record is from RefSeq and is a predicted model, not a curated record. NCBI's taxonomy places the organism in Eukaryota, Viridiplantae, Streptophyta, Magnoliopsida, Brassicales, Brassicaceae.
AUGACUGCUCCAGCUGUUUCUUCUAAUGAUAAGCCUUUUGGCAUCUCUCAAAUCUGGGCAUACGUCCCUAUUGUGCUUGACAUGGAGAAACUGAAUUAUGACAAGUGGUGUGAGCUCUUCGAGACUCACUGCCUGUGUUACGGUGUCCUCGGCCAUCUCGACGGUUCCUCUCGUCCGUCGUCUACCACCGACACUACAUGGAAAGAACGUGAUGGGCUGGUGAAGAUGUGGAUCUACGGUACCAUCUCGGAAUCGAUUCUUGACACGGUUCUCAAAGCUAAGUGCUCUGCUCGUGACUUGUGGCUUACCAUCGAGGCUCUCUUUCGUGACAACAAAGAAGCUCGAGCUCUCCAGUUGGAAAACAAGCUGGGCACAAUCACGAUUGGAGACUGGAGUGUUCAUGAAUAUUGCAAGAAAUUGAAGAACCUCUCUGAUCUUCUUGCGAAUAUCGACUCCCCGGUGACAGAUUGUGGACUUGUGCUCCAUCUUCUCAACGGCUUGACGGAUAAGUUCGACAGCAUCAUCAAUGUGAUCAAACAUCGUGAGCCUUUUCCAACAUUCUCGGUUGCUCGUUCGAUGCUCAUCAUGGAAGAGGAACGUCUCUCCAAGCAUACCCGUGUCACCCCUACCACGUCUCAUCAUCCAUCCUCACCUGACGUGCUCUUCACGUCAUCGGACCAUCAUCUUCGUCAUCAACAACAAUCGGGAUCUCUCUAUAGGGGUGGUGGUCGUGGCCGCGGUCGUGGGGGACGCAACAACCGUGGUGGCCGUGGUCGUUCUCACAACACUUAUUGGCCUCCAUCCUCGAACAAUUGGAAUUAUGGCGCUCCUCAAGCUCCAUAUCCUUAUUCUUACGGGCCGACACCACCUCUGUACUAUGUCGCUAAUCUUUUCCAGCACUCUGUUCGGCCUCCACAACACUUCCCGGCACAUCCCUCACACGCUGCAUCGGGCAUUCUUGGUUCACAUCCUCAACCUCCCCAAGCUGCUGCUCAUCUUGUCCAAGCCCCACCAGCUCAAGUUACUGAUCAAUCUGCAUAUGUGCCGUCUGCCCUUGCACAUGCUUUCAACACUAUGACGUUGCAGGACCCCAACAUUGGCGGCUAG